Molecule: messenger RNA, 435 nt
Organism: Clunio marinus
Lineage: Eukaryota; Metazoa; Arthropoda; Insecta; Diptera; Chironomidae
Source: the annotation of a GenBank genome assembly
AUGCUUUACAUGUUGUUUUGUCAUUUUCCGAAAGCAUUAAAAUUGAAACAAUUUGAAUAUGAUCCCGGCUUCAUGUAUGAUGUGUCACUACAAAUAGAGUCGGAAUUUAAUGGUGAAAUAAAGUCAAUAGUGCCUGCUGAACAUAAAAAGCAUAGACACAAGCAUCAACAUCACGACCAUGAGAGAUGUAAAGAGAGAAAAAGACGACGAAAGCGAAAAAUUCUGGUUCACAAUUUGGAUGACAAAAGUCUCAAGGUGAUCGAUCCUGAUUCUGAUGAACUUCCACAGCGUGCAAAGUUCACUAUCAUCGCAACUGCGUGUCUUCUUUUAAUAAUGUGUCUGCUUCUUGUCGGAAUAACACUCAGAAUGGCUCCAAUUAUUGAUGAUAUGGGAAGAAGAUAUUUGCAACCAUUAGGAGAAGGAUGUUGCGGGUAG